This is a messenger RNA of Bombus pascuorum, 6136 nucleotides long. RefSeq names its product ecdysone-induced protein 74EF-like (gene Eip74EF). Gene Ontology annotation, biological process: regulation of transcription by RNA polymerase II; cell differentiation. The record is from RefSeq and is a predicted model, not a curated record. NCBI's taxonomy places the organism in Eukaryota, Metazoa, Arthropoda, Insecta, Hymenoptera, Apidae. The transcript is spliced from 8 exons. Gene Ontology annotation, molecular function: sequence-specific DNA binding; DNA-binding transcription factor activity, RNA polymerase II-specific. The coding region runs from base 1399 to 3135 and encodes 578 amino acids. Gene Ontology annotation, cellular component: nucleus.
GGAAGAAAAUGAGAGUGUCGAGAACGAAGAUGGACGAGACGCUUCUCUUUCGACGAUUACGAGCCGCUGGGCUUUCGUACGAUUUCCUUCUAUGCAGUCGGUGAGGACGAAAGCCUUGAGAAAAUCGCGUGGAACCGAGGUUAACGUCAAACUCGCAGCUUCGAGGAAACGACAAGCGUGGAACGCAGGAUGAGGCGAUCAAUCGAAAACGCUUAAGCGGCACUGACAGUGGCGUAAUACGGUGCACGUCGGGAAAGAAAGCAGGGAAAGUAUUCGAACGAGGCGUAAACUCUCAAGCAAUAGGAAACACGAACUAAUACAAACGUUUAAUGCUGCCAUUGGUCGCUAACAAUUACGGAUAAAACGUAUAAAGCUGUAAUCGUUACGGCUAUCGACAAACGGCACACUUGCGCUAUCAUAUAUAGAUACCGGAUAAUCGUAAUAUUUGCAAAAAUGUGAAAACAGAAGAAGAAAGAAGUCCAAGUCUCAGAGAGAGAGAGAGAGAGAUGGGGAGAGUCGUAGUGAUAAGGAAGGAUGAACAUCGCGAGACAAGGAGCAAGAGGGAUCGAAAUACUGAAGAGAAAUGCACGAAAAGGCGUUUUGGAGCGACGAAGAAAGAGUGGGGAGGCUCGCGAUAGAGAGAGGCGACGCAUCGAAGUCGGCGUGCGUUAGAGGGAGAGGAAAGGAGACGAGCGCGAGCAGGAAGAGCGGCACGAGCGAGAGCCGGGGAGUUCGGGAGUACUCGGCCGCUCAGUCGAACGCGCGAUUACAAGCACACGAGACGCGUGGGCUCUCUCUCUCUCGACGGCCAGACUGAAAGUGUUUCGUACGCGACCACGUGCCGGCUAAACCGCCGGAACGUAACAGAACGAUACACGGCUUCAACCUAUACAGUAUAUACAUCGAGUACCGAGUGACAUCGCAAAAGGACACCGUGCCGGUUGCACGGCCGCGACCAUUUUUCCCCCCGUCGAUUUCCUCUUCCACCGUCGUUUCACGAAUAUUCUUUCGACCCUGCUGGAUGCACAGAGAGUGGAGAACGACGACGACCGUAACAGAGAACGAUCGCGACUUGGAAGAUUACGAAUCUUCCGACGAGGACGGUGCAGUGUGUGGGUGGUUUGUCAGUUGGUGACUUGAAGUGAACACCGAACCGGAAGAGAGGACCGACGGUCUCUCGGUGACGAUCGAAUAGAAGAAAGCUACGCGAAUCAGCUAGAUCCAGAUGUCACGGGCGCGUCCUCGAUCGGGGAAUCGGAGUAGCGCGUAAAUCGAAAGGAAGAAAUCUGUGGAGCAGAAAAAGAAGGAGGCGAAAAGUGGGGACGUUUCAGAGGUGGUUUUGGAUGUUAGAAAGCGCGGGGGUGGCUAAAGAGGCCCCGCCGCAGGGUACGGGUCCCGAUGCCGGUCCCCGUAUCGCAAACCCUCACGCUGACCUCCACCCUCGUGCCCAAGGAGGAGUCAAACAUGCCCUUCAUAGACGACGAGCUACUUUGGUGCCCUGACAAUGACGGCAAAAUGGUCGACUUAACGCAAUGUCUCCAGGAAAGCAGCACAGGGCAAUCGGUAGAAUUUUCCCCGAUGGAAUUGAGUGCUCUUGUGGGGACGCCGGCAGCUCCGAACAUGCCGGCGGAAGAGGGCGAAGGAAUGGCUGGUGUCACAGGCGAGGAACCCUUUGACACGCUAGACACAUUCCUUCGAGAACUGCAAGCUGAUUUGGCUGAAGCCAGUCAACCCACGUCCACCACAACUUCCGUAACCCCUUCCUGUCGACGGCAGAGGUACAACAUCGCGGCUGCCAACCCUUUGUUAGCAGAAAAAUUAGCGGCUCCUUCGUCGCAAGCAUCUCCAACUUCCAUCCCGUACGCAACGAGGGCAGAGAUCAAGACGGAGAAUAUUCAACCUGAAACGAGUAAAGUGGACACCAGGGAGGUCCAGCCACACGAUGCGAACGAGAAGGAGCAACUGAGUCUGGCGAGCGUUAAAGCGGAACCAGGAUCGACCGGUACGACGACGACCACCACGGGGACUCGUCUGUUGCACGGUAUUCUCUCGCAGCAUCCCCAGCAGCACGGUCUAGGGGUGCAAAAUGGAUACGGCCGUCACUUGGCCGGCCAUGCUCAGAUGGGCCAGCCGUCCUAUACCACUGCCACGAUCGCCACCACCAGUACACCAGGAAGCGGAUCACUGCCAGCGAGCCCCGCCGACAGCGGAGUCAGCGACGUCGAAUCCAGCACGUCCUCGGGCGGUAACGAGGACGCGAAUCUUUUAUUGAAAGCGAGGCUCAACCCUAACUCGUCCCUUCAGCCAAGUCUCGCGUCCCAUCAUUCUCAUUUGUCGUCAGCAGCGCUCGGCAGGUCAGCCUGUCACAGUCCUGGCGUUUAUCCGUCGACGGCGGGCUUCCUGCCGCCCUCCUAUCAUCCUCAUCAGCAUCAUCCCUCCCAGUACCAUCCGCACAGAGGGAGUUCGCCUCACCAUCAACACGGCAAUCAUACGAUGGGCCCGACAAUGGGACCGCCCCACCAUCACCACCACCACCACCAAACGCAGAGUCUGCAACACUUGCAUUAUCGUCAGCCACCUACACUGUCUGAGAGCUAUAGCAGUUACGUAAAUUCGAUGUACGCCAGUGGAGCCCAAUUUGCCACCCCCUGCACUCCUAGCCCACCACGGGGACCCGGUGGAGUUCCAACGAGCGUGAUUCAAGCAGCAACCAGCUCGGUUUCCGAUGACCUGUACCUGCUGGAAUUAGGUUUCCCCCCACGGUCGAAAAAGAACAAACUAAAAAAGCCGCGUCAAGGGGAUGGCGCCGCGGUGAAGAGAAAAUCUCGCGAAGGUUCGACGACGUAUCUAUGGGAAUUUUUAUUGAAAUUGCUACAGGACCGAGAGUACUGUCCCCGAUACAUCAAAUGGACGAAUCGCGAACGAGGUGUCUUCAAAUUGGUGGACAGCAAGGCGGUUUCUCGUCUAUGGGGUUUACACAAGAAUAAACCGGACAUGAACUAUGAGACCAUGGGCAGAGCCCUGCGUUAUUAUUAUCAGCGCGGUAUCCUGGCGAAAGUUGACGGACAAAGGCUGGUCUAUCAGUUUGUGGACGUGCCGAAAGAUAUUAUAGAAAUUGACUGUACCGGCGCGUGAGACAGGGUUCGUCCUUCGAGGGAACAGCAGCACGAGAGACGAGCUGUACGGGAAAAGAGUGAUUCGUGUAUUCGUGCCGCGAUCUUACGCGAGAACUUAUCGUUGUCAUUAUCAUCGUCGAGCAGCUCUUCCUGCCACAAUGUGCCCACUUGGCACAACCCUCAGACGAUCUAAAGCAUGCCCUCUCUCUGACUUCGUUUGUUCCUUGUAUUAUAAGUAUAUACCUAUAAAGAUAUGUAUAUUAACUCGCGAAUAGCGGAUGCGCAUGCGCAACAACGCUACCCGCAAGAGGAUGAAUGUUUUGUUUUUGUCGACGCGACAGCUGCCACGGUAUACGUAUACAAUUAUAUGUAUAUCGUUAAUUUCGUCCUCCUUUGGUCUUUCUUUUUUUUGUUACUCUUUGACGGUGUACGUCGAUAGUAAUCGUACUAAGCUUUACAACGUCUAAUAUAUAUAAAUGUAUAUUAUACAUAUAUAUGUAUACGUUGAGCUCGUUCAAAUUUGUACAAAAUUUAGUUCUUAAAGAUGCUACGGCACAAAUGUUAUUAAAUGUAUUUUAAUCGAGAGUAAAUGAAGAAUGAAAAAAAUAAGAUGAAUCUAUCACUUAACGUAUAAACGGGAUAUAGGCGAACAGUUGUACAUUCAAGAGCGCGAUAAAUUAUUUAUUGUAUAUUAGACGAUUAUAUGUUACCUAGAACGAGAAAAAGAAGCAGAAAUUGUUACAUACGUGUCGACGAAGGGAACCAUAAGGAAGCAAAGGGGAAGUAAAACUUAUAUAAAGUGCACGCACGCGAACGUGGAGAGUUUAAAGAAAAAUAAAAAGAAAAAAAAAAAAAUGAAACGAAAUGAGGGCUGUGAAAAGAUUCAGAAAGGAGAAAAAUAUGAGUGCAGAAAUGAUAAAGAUGUUGAAAAAGUUUUACGGAGCGAGCUCAGGGAGAGGUUACACAUAUAUACAAACACACACGCCUGUACACUACACGUCUACACAGACACACACACACACACACACACACACACACACUGUACACACACUAUAUUUUUUUAAAUAUAAGCAAAAAAGGGCGACUCUUCUAUUUGAGCUGAGGGUUCAACAAUGUAAGGUGCUGGCUAUACACACGAGGUCCAAGAAUGUUAUUUAGCAAGCUAGUGUUAUUAAUUCAUAAAAAAAUUAUUGAAACAGACGUAUAUCUCUGUAUAUAUAAAAAUACACCUUUAGUAUAUAUAUUAUUGAAUAUUAUAUAUAUAUUAUAUGAAUAUAUAUUGUAUGUUAUGUAGUAAAUGGAGCGAGUUAACGUGUCUAUGAGAUUCUUCUGUCACGUCUGCGUAGAAGGAAGUUUAAAUAACCGUCUAUCCGUACGAUGUCUCUAUUCGUGUCUUAUAUAUCUUAUAUGUGUAUGUGUGUAUAUAUAUAUAUGUAUAUAUGUAUAUAUGUAUAUACACACACAUGUAUAUAUAUAUAUAUGUAUGUAUAUAAAAAAAGCAAUCACUGUGGAAGCAUUAUCGUUUUUCUUUUGUGUUGCAUGUUUUUUUAUAAGUUCUCCACAUUAGGAUCAAACGAUAAUGAAUCAAUUUGCACGGUCAGCGAUUCGAUUACGUGGCCCGCAAGGGAAAAAAAACGCACAUCCGCGUGGUUUUCAUGCUCAGCUAGAAUCAGAGAUAUCGUACUUUUCUAAACGUUUAGAGUAUAAUAGCCUUCUUGAUGUACGGGGCAGAGCGUUCGAAAGAUGAUAAGUUAGAGAGAAAAUUAAUUUAUUGAGCAGCAGCCCGCCCCUGAAUACGGACGUGACGUGCGAGUGCAAGCGUAUCCUAUAGAAAUAAGUUUUGUACAUAAAAAUUCGUUGAGAGCAUACUUAGAAGAACAUUACGCUGGUUAAUCUUCGUAAUCGUGGAUAAAUGAAAAGAAACAAAAGAAAACGAGAAAUAGGAGAGAGACAGGUAGAACACGAGAGAUACGAACGCGACCAUACCUCUAAGGUGUGUCACCUCUCGCUGCAAGUUGUUCUUCUUGACGAUCAUCUCCAAACAUUUCGGAGAAGAAAACGGUAAUACAGUAAAUAAUAGAUAAAAAAAAAAAAAAAAAACGAUCAAGUGCUGCCAAUAAUGCCUGUAAACGGUCCCUUGCAUUUUUUUGCCACUUAAAAAAGGAAACGAUGGAAAAGGAACAAUGAGCAUAAAAAGAAUUAAUACGCGCGAUUUAUUCGAAUCAAGAAGAAAUGUCUUGGGACGCCAGACAUACCAGAUGAUACAAAGCGAAUUGCCUUCUUGUAAUUAACAAAGACGUGUUGCCUUCUAACAAAGAAAACAUAUUAAAGAAAAAAAUUCUAGCAAUUUGUAUUUGUAAUACAAUCGACUUGUCCGGGUACUUAAAGAAAACCUUUAACCCUGUAUAUCAUCCCCCCUUUGUCAGCAUAGAGUUUUGUAACUUUUGUCAAGAGAAACAUAAUAAUAAUGAUAAUAAUAGUAAUGAAAAAAAAAGAUAAAAAAAAUUGAGAAGCGUUUUUGGUACACGAAGACUUUUUUCAUAUCGCACUUUGCAUACACGUAUCAGAUGAAAAAUAUACUUAAAAAAUACAAUAAAAAAAGAUAAGAUGAAUAUAAUGAAAGAGAGGGAGUGAGAGAGAGAGAGAGAGAGAGAGAGAGAGAGAGAGGGAGAGAGAGAGAGAGAGAGAAUGAAAUGAAAUACAUCAGAGUACAAUGGACAAAAAAGCAAGUACCUAUAAAUAGUACCACUUCUAUACAUAACAUCCACUUAUAAACAAUGAAUGGACAUUGCAACAAAAAAAUCCUAUUUUUAGGUAAAUUAAAUUUACAUAUACAUAACAAUUGACUACGCUACAAGAUAUUUUAACAAAUAAGACUUUACUGUAAUAGGGAUAAAUCUAUAAUUAUUUACCUGUAAAAUAAUACGAAGACACGAUGGAUUGACGUAAGGAACUGUAAUGUAACGUUCUGUGAUUCGUUGUUUGUAGGUGAAAUUUAAUAAAAGAUUACUGUAUCAUAA